Melitaea cinxia (Glanville fritillary) is the source of this 1338-nucleotide messenger RNA. RefSeq lists its product as uncharacterized. The transcript is spliced from 4 exons. The record is from RefSeq and is a predicted model, not a curated record. Bases 1 to 1338 code for a protein of 445 amino acids. NCBI's taxonomy places the organism in Eukaryota, Metazoa, Arthropoda, Insecta, Lepidoptera, Nymphalidae. Gene Ontology annotation, molecular function: lipid binding.
AUGUCAACAGUCAAGGUGUGUGCAGUGUUUGGGUUUUGUUUUGUGAUAUUAGUUUAUAGACACGAUGAUGAAUAUGAUUUUGACACAACAACAACUACUGAAACACCUAUGAAAGAAGAAGUAAAAGUGAGCGAGUAUAUAUUAAAAGUUCUCGAACAUUAUAAGCAACCCAACCCUGAAGGAUGGCCAGGAGCUAAGUUACCAGAUCCACUUGUUGUACCAGACUCAAGCCAAUUUUUGGCUUUCGGAACUAAUCUUGACUUCAUAAACACAACACUUCACGGUGUCAAUAAGUUUAGAAUCGUAUACAUUGAUGCUAAUAUUGAAAAAAUGGAGUGCCGUGCAGCUUUUGAAAUGGAUAAUCUACAAGUUAAUGGGAAGUACUCGUUGAAUAUGUGGUUCAAUACCUACCCAGGAGGCUUUGCUUCAAAUAUAAGUGGCAUCAGAAGUGAGGUGGUAGCUUCAUUAGGCGUGGAACAAGAUGGACAACUGAGAGCACAAGAUAUAUCUAUAGACAUAACAUUUAAAAACAUUACUAUGCAAUUUGAAAACGCAGGAAUAUUGGCAACAGUGUUACAAGGAAUUUUCAAUUCUAUGGGUGGUAUACUAUAUGACUCUAUAAAGAAUUAUUUAUUAGAAGAUGCUGAAACAAACAUGACAAAUGAUAUCAAUAAUAAACUGGACCAAGUCGUUGGAAAUAUUGAAUUUCCCAAUACAAUAACAAUAAUCGAUAUGGUUUUAGUGGACGUUAGAAAAAAGAUCAAAGACAUAAAAAUUGACCCAUUGAAUAUUGAAGACUAUGCUUCAACUGUUGGAAUAUUUAAAUUAGCUCUUAACAACACAGUUCUGAAGGGCUUAUCUACUUUCCACCGAAUUGGAAAUGUAACGAUUAGAUUAGAAAAUAAAUCGUUGCUGGCUGACUUUGAAAUAGGCACGAAAGAAUUACAAGGUUCAACUUGUUGGGAGUUUUCAGGAAUUAACGGUUUUAUAAACAAUACUGGCAGAGUUUCAUUUUCCGUUGCAUACAUACAAGGAAAAUUUGUACUUUCCCAACCACUGGAUAUAAGGGAAAAGACCGAAUUUAGGGAUUUGCAGCUAGAAAUUGGUAAUAUACAGUUCGGUUCUGAGGGAAUGGGAACUUUGGACUAUAUAUUGGAAGUUUCAGGAAACAUAUUACCGACUUUUCUACGAUAUCAAAUAAUAUCUGCAAUAGAACUUCCUUUAAGAUGGAAAAUACAGCGUGAACUAAACGAAAUAAAUACUGAAGAACUAAUUAUAAACGCAUUGCCCAAAAUAGAUAAAAUUCAAGAGAAUAUAUCGAUCUGCUACUAUCCAUAA